AUGGACACUCGCUCUAAGCACCGUACUCUCUCAAGGGAAGAGGAAGCUGAACUUUCAAGAAGCAAGAAGAAGGUAAAGGAUGUCCAUCACGCUGAUUUCAGUGAAGGUGUUAGUGAAAAUGGUUUUUCUCCACGGAGCAACAAUGUUUGGGCCUCGCAGAACAAGUCUUUCAAGGAAAAACUGGUAGGAGAAAUCCCAGGAGCUUAUGCUCAAGCAUUUGAUUUCUAUGACCUAAUGGAGGAUGAUGUUGAGUCUAACGAUGAGGUUACUGGUUUACGCGAAGGUUUAGCAGCAAUAAGACUAUCAAAGGAAACUAAACUACGCAUAAGGGGGUCCUGGUCGAAAGCUUUGAUUGUCAAGUUAUGGAAACCCAGUGGGAGGCUUGACUGUGUGGACCUGGGGAAUGAGUUCUUCUUAACGAGGUUCUCAAUGAAGGAGGAUUUAGACGCAGUUCUGAAAAGAGGUCCAUGGUUUAUAAGAGAACAUUUUCUAUCUAUAAGGCUGUGGGAGCCAUUCUUUAAACCGGAAAUAGCUAACGUCUCGUCAAUCGCGGUUUGGGUUAGAUUACAUGCCCUCCCUAUUGAACUCUAUGAAGCAGAAGUACUUAAGCAGAUUAGGGAAGCCAUUGGGAAAGUUUUGAGAGUUGAUACUCAUACCGCCAUGGAAGCUCGGGGUAAGUAUGCCAGGCUAUGUAUACAGGUGGAUGUAGACAAACCACUUAUAAACACAUUUCUCAUUGGAAAAUUUGAGCAAGCUGUGGUGUAUGAGGGUAUCAAUAAGCUCUGCUUCUCAUGUGGUAGAGUUGGUCACAAGAAGGAAAUGUGCCCACACAUCGUCUGGGGGGCUGAGCUGCCGUUGGAGAAGGAGGCGACUUGA
This is a messenger RNA of Quercus robur (English oak), 876 nucleotides long. RefSeq lists its product as uncharacterized. Lineage: Eukaryota; Viridiplantae; Streptophyta; Magnoliopsida; Fagales; Fagaceae. The record is from RefSeq and is a predicted model, not a curated record. The transcript has 2 exons. Gene Ontology annotation, molecular function: nucleic acid binding; zinc ion binding. Bases 1 to 876 code for a protein of 291 amino acids.